Molecule: messenger RNA, 10010 nt
Organism: Mizuhopecten yessoensis (Yesso scallop)
Lineage: Eukaryota; Metazoa; Mollusca; Bivalvia; Pectinida; Pectinidae
Product: fibroblast growth factor receptor substrate 3-like
Exons: 2
Coding region: 142-1419 (425 amino acids)
Biological process (GO): cell surface receptor protein tyrosine kinase signaling pathway
Cellular component (GO): cytoplasm
Source: RefSeq, a predicted model, not a curated record
GUCAUCGAUAUGGCGGAAGUGGGACAGGACAACUUUAAAAUUCUAUCCUCGUUCAAAUUACGACAUAGAAUUACUGACUAGGACACGGUUAGAUGAAGCUGGUAAUCACUUGUCAGAGUUGUUGGUUUAACCGAUACCAAUAUGGGAUGUAUGUAUUCCAGUGCAGAUAGAUCUGACAGAAAUUCUAGAACAUUCCGUGUCUACAACGUGGAUGAAAAUGGGGAUGAGUUGAAUUCUGGAAAGAUUGAAGUCACAGAUGUAGAUUUAAUUCUACAUCAAAAAGGAAAAGACCCCAUUCAUUGGCCAUUGCGUUGUCUUAGACGAUAUGGAUGUGACCAAGAGUUAUUUUCCUUUGAAAGUGGUCGACGUUGCCCCACUGGUCCUGGUAUUUAUGCAUUCAAAUGCCGCAGGGCUGAGUCCCUGUUUGCUGCUGUACAAGAGUGCAUACAGAGAGCAGGACAGCAAGAUGAACUUGGGGCAAAUCAGGCAUUUGACCAUAACAUCCACAGCAGUCGACCAUCCUCCGUAAUAGAAAUGCAGCAAGUGAAUGGAUUUGUCGUACAGCCAGGUAGUUUACAAACAAAUGCUCUGACAAGAGACAUCAACUACAUAAAUGUUGACACAUCAGUUGAUGCUGACCACCAGUAUGUGAACGUCAACACCAGUGGAGCUAAUGGCACUAGACAGCGUAGUUUACCUAAUGGUGGAAUGGACAGUGUGAAUGCAGAGUCAGUACUGAUUGAUUUCUUACACAAUCCUAAGCUUCCGCAAGGUAGUGAUUACAAUAGAAAUUCGGCAGGUUUACAGUAUAUCAGACUAGAUUUGCCAGAAAGUGCAGAAGAUGAGUGCGAAGAGACUGGUGUGCUUGCUAGUCAAAAUGGUGUCAACCGCCCGAGAAUGCAAUCAGAGCCAGAUGUGGACGGGGGUGAUGAUCAUGGUUUGCCAAACAUGGAGUUAGAUGAGACAAUAAAUGGUGAUGUGUUUGAUGAUCCUCCAUUUGAGACUGGGAAUCAGCCCGACUACAUGAAUGUGGGUGCAGAUGGAAUUAGAAUGAACAAUGGAAAUCCAGUGCAGUUGCGUCAUCCCAAAACUGCAGAUCACAACUAUUUGAAUAUUUCACAUCCAAUUCCCGCAUCAAACAGUGGCAGUGUGCCGUCUUGUGCCCCACCCCUACAGGGACCUGGACGUCUCAACUACAUAGAAGUGGCGAACCUUACAAACGGCACAGGUACGACCACACCCACCUCUCCUGUGUCCUACAACUCUUACCCUGUAGAAUCACCCAGCAAAAGGACGGACAGUUACACUGUGAUUGACUUUGCCAAAACUCAGGCUCUGUCCAACUCGUCCCGUGUGAUGAGUGAUGCUGCAGGGGAGGGAAUUCGUAAGACCCGCCAUAACAGCACAAUCACCAGCUAGUGGAUCCAGCUUGUCCUCUGUGUUAAAUAUAUAGUAUUAUUUAUGGAUGUGUGUCUAUAUAUAUAUUGAUAUAGUGUACAUGUGUCAGUGAAACUGUUACAUAUAGUACUACUGUUUGUAUACAGAUUCAGUCAAAUUGUGAUUCAUUUGUAUCCAUGUUGUACUAAUAAGUAUUACUGAUAUUGAUCACAAUUACAAGCAUUGGCAUGUACAGAAGAUUUUUUUUGGAUUUGUAUAAAUUAUUUGAUGUCAAGAGAAAGCUGAGGAAUUUUGUAAACUGUAGCACUAAUGUACAUCUAGCAGUGACUGGGUGGGAUAAUAUGCUGAUAAUAGUCUGAUAUACAUGUAUGUAAUGUGCAAUGUCUGUGAACAAAUCCCCCCCCCCCCAAAAAAAACCCACCAACCUCUAGUACAAUUUAUUGACCUACUGAUAAAUGAAGCAGUGAACUAACUGUUAGUCUUUGUAUUCUGACUCUUGAUCUACUGUUAAGUGUGAAGGGUUUUUAAGGUCUCUAUAGGGUUUUUAAGGUCUCUAUAAUAACAGAUGACUUCUUUUAUUUUUAUUUAUUUUUAUUUUUAACAAUGAUGUCGACUAACUACACAUGUCCGAUAGUAGUGUGCAAUGGAACAUGUUCUUAGUCCGAAUAUUCAACACGUUCAUUUUGAUGAAAAAAACAGUGUUGACUGCCAGUAUAGAUUAUAUAUAAAUGUUAAGUACAGUUACCGUAAUAGAUAAUGCAAGAAUCAUUGCUAUUUAAUUGAUUUGUUUUAGCUUGGAAUCAUUGUUUAACAAUCACUUGACCCUUUCAUCCCUAUGUAAAUUUAGUAGACUCUACCACUCAUUGAUCUGGAUAAUGGUAAUGUCCAUUAUGGUCUUCAGUGGUGAAAGGGUAAAGGUCUCUCUAUUAUCAUGUGACCAUCACUGUAAUUAAGACUUGAAGUCCCAAAUAAACAAAUUUACUAUUUUAACAUUUAAAAAAAAAAAAAAAUUACACUCAGUUGCGAGUCAAACAAUUUAUGUUUUCACCAAUACAUGUACUUGAAAAUUAACGCAGUAGUCUGGCUGCGAAGUCCCCCACCCCUACUUUAUGACUUGCGGUUACAGUCAUAUUGUAAACAGCCAAACUUACAGAACAUAUUUGGUAUUUUAGAAUAGUUGUUGUAAUGUGUACAUGUACAUUCCCACUUUAUAGGAGCUAAUACAACUUUCAACUGACCUUGUAAAUAAUUUGACAUUUGAAAUGGGGUAAACAGAAAUAUUUUGACAUUUUCAAAUAAGAUGUUAUUGUAAUUUUUCUCCAUUGCUGGACUUGUUGAUCAUCAUAAAGUAAAUUUGUAUGUGAUAUAUGACACAGACUAAUAUUGAACCACACUCUCAAAUUUUAUCAGCAUACUGUACUAAUUUAAUCUUUGUGGUAUUUGGGAAGCUCAGGAGAGUCUGUGUAGAAAACAAGAAUUUGUCACUUUGAUUUAUUUUAUUAUAAACAUCCACCAAAGAGUACACGUAUUACAGUGUUGUUUAGAUGUGUGUUAGCCUUAUACAUGUCUGUACAUCCUGUAAAUAACAAUAAAUAGUCAGCUCUUUUAACGACAUACAAAGCAGAAAGGAUGAAAAAUUUGAUAGGCAUGGCAUAUACCAUUUACCUACUCCUAUAACAGAAGAGGCUGCUGGUCGGCCUUUUUUCUAUCGGAUAUGAUUUUGCCGUUACAUGAUGCCUGUCAAAAGUAUCUCACCUUGUAAACCUCUAACACUGUUGGAGUAACCAUUUACCUAAUUUAGUCCAUAUCUGCCAUCUUUAAUUUCAAAGAAGCAGACCCUAACAACCCUUUACCCCAAUCAUGCUACAGGCCAAUUAUGUUUAUGCUUUAUGGAACUCAAAGAGAAGUUUGUUCACCAGAUCAAACUACUAGGAGUCUGAUAGUGACAUGUAUAUCAAUAAUUUAAAAUGAUCUGGGUCAUUGAACUUCUGAGCUGACGACCUUGAAAUUUCACAUGUUUUUAUGUUGCUUACUUUGAUCCUAAUCCACGCAAGGGAUGAAAUAAUAUUGUUUAAUGUAACUGCAAUGAAGAACAUAUAACAUUCUCCCUGUACAUUGUAUCGUACAACCCAUAUACUUAAUACCAUUUUUCGGUUAAGAUGACAUCAGAGGUUGGAGUUGAUCAUGUAAUUGAUUGAGUCAUACAAAAUGUAAAUCAUGUGCAGGAACGUGUAAUGAUUAUACAUGUAUGUAUUACUGCAGUAAGUUAUGACAUAUUUGAAAUAGUUGUAAGAUACUCUAAUAAAUGUCAUUAACAUAAAUACAUUAUAUACAUGUAUAGCAGACUAAAGUGUCUAAUAACACAAACACAUACAUUCUGUAUGCCGUAUUUGCUGUAAUAAGUGCCCAGGGCACUUCAAAAUUUGCUUAAAGGGGAGCACUUAUUAAGGUAAUAACAGGUGAUUUAUGACGAAUUUCAUCCAUUGAUAUCACAUUACAAACAAACCAGUGUGGCAGAAGAUCUGGAAAUCAAAUAUUUCAUCCACUUCACAGAAAGUCCAGCCAUGAUCACCAGUCAAAAUCUCUGCUUUAAAGUAUCGAUACUAUUAAUCAUUGAUUGGGCCUGGUCAAGACUUGGAGGGAAGAUCUAGAGGGGUCUGUAAUUGUGUUUCCUCCUGAAAAAAAGGGAGGGCCACUUAUAAGGGAAGGGGCGCUAAUUUUGGCAAAUAUGGUCAAGAUUAAUAAACUGUAAAUGAACUUCAUACACCUAUAUAUAUAUAUUGUGUGUGUAUUAUAGUAGAUUAUUAGAUAGUCUAUUAGCAUAGAUAUAUGCCUAGAUAAUUACAUUGUAUAGUAGAUGCACAUCAGUUCAUCCAAUUCAUACUAAUUAAUUUGUACAUGUAUCCUGUUAUAUUUUCAUAUGUACACAAACAAGUUAAUUUGCCCAUGGCGCUAAACAUAUAAAGCAUUAUCUUUGUACGUGUAUAUAUAUGUGUGCUAUAUAAUAAGCAUUACUUUUUUUCUUUUUUUGUAAAAGAAGGUCAGUAAAUAUAUGUUGGUACAUACCUAUAGUGGAAUUUUGAGUUCCCUUCCUGUCAUAUUUGUGUGUAUAACAACGUUAACAAUAAUAAUGACAAAAAAACAUGAGAAAAAAUAUGAAAAUUAAAGCUAACAGUAGUAAUUAGUGAUGUAUAAUGGUACAAUGUUGGUAUCAUCCAUGGUUGAUGCUCGGAAAAGUGAAAUCCUUACACUGCUUCAUUUGGUGCAUUAUAAAUUCAGUCUUGUUUUUUUUAAGUUCCUGAAUUUUCAUCAGCUUCUCUGAUCCUGUUUCAUAUCCUUUUUCUAAUCUCUCAUUCAAGUGAGCUUAAUUUUUACAGUGAUGUUGAUCUCUCAUUUGCAAUUACCUGGGAAAAAAAAAUUUCAGCAGGGUGGAUCAAAAAUGUAAUACCGUGGAAAAAAGUGAUGUCUGUUGCAGGUAUUUUUUUUCCUUAACUUCAUGAGUAUACUUUUACAACAAAUAUACAUGCCCAACAAAAUGUUUUUUAGCGAUAUUAUUCAUAUAUGGGUUUUUUACCUGUAUCCGAAAUAAUCUAAACCACACAUUCUUAUUUUGUCAAAAACACAAAGUUUGAGUCUGAAAAAAUUGUUAUGAAUGAAAUAAGAAAUUCAACAGCAGAAAAAAAAUUGAAAUCAAUAUACAAUAAAACCCCUUCAGAAUAUAUUUUUGACUGGGGGGGAGGGGUGUUUUGGAUUAUUAUUUUAAUAAGAAAAUCCAAAAUGUUUAUGUAAAGAGGCAAUAUCUUGCUAAUUACAGAAAAUCUGUAGUUAGACUAGUAAUUAUCUCUUAAUGUAGACAAAAUACAUUGUACAUUAAAAUGUAAAUGAUAUACAAAUACAUUAUGAUAGUAUGUUUACAUUAACCUGAGCAAGUUUGAUAUUGUUGUCUUAAUAUCAAUGAAACAUGCAGAACUGUUAUGUGUUACACAUUUUAAAAUUGCUCAUCAUUAUUUUAAAGGUGCCUCCAAAUGUAGGCCAGCUAGCUAUAGUCAUUUACUAUCAGGGACGGGAUCUCACGUUUAUAGGAAUAAGUGGACACAUUUCAUCAGAGAACGUCUACAUCUUGUUUUGGACGAAGACAAAAUACACAGACUGUUUUGAAAUAGAUAUACCCAAUAGUUUGUUUGUUAAGAAAGUGGAUGAAUUUUCAAACAUUAAGAUUUUAAACAAUUUUGGCACAACAAGAUGGAAAGUACAUACUAAUCCAAUCACAGAAACUGUUUGAAUCAUAAAGUUAAUUUACAAACUUUAUGAUGUAUCCAUAAUUGACCAAAGAUGUUUGGAAGGGAGGUAAUCUUGAUUGUCUCCCUUCUGGAUUGAUAAUGAGGAAUACACUUGAAUCAACAUAUGUGCAUUAACUUACGUUAAGGGCCCACAAUGUGAAAGGAAAUGUUAAGUAACACUGUUUCUGUAAAGAUUAGAUCAGUGAUAUUGUACAUGGACGGUAAAACAUGUUUAUAACAAACAAAUGCUCAACUUUCACAAAACAAUUUAUAGGUUGUUUUUUUGCUGAACUCCAAUUUUGAUUUUAAAAAUGUGAUAGCAUUGCUUAAAUUAAAAGUUAAAAAAUACAUUAAUCUAAGCAACACUGAUAUGAAAUGGCUCUCGUACAAGCUUGACAUUUGUUCUUACAUGUAGUAAACCUGUUUUACUGUGUUUACUGUAUGCACUAUGUGAAAUGUCUUAAUACUAUGCAGUGUCAAUGCAACAUGUAACGUGAUUAGACAUUGGAAUAUUUGAUAUAAAUAUUAACUGCUUUGUAAUUACCCUGCUUGGAUAUGUAUUUUUGGAAAGAACUAUAUAUAGAUAUAUCAUAGGUUUAUAAUGAAAUAUUAAAAUCAUGUUUACCUUAUAAGAUUAAUAUUCUGCAAAUGUCCCACUAAACUGAAUAGAGCAUCUGUAAAAUUUUACAAACAGUUUUUUUUAAUUAUAAGUUUCAUAAUGGGUUGGGGUUUUUUGGGUUUUUUUUCUUUAAUUUUGCUUAUUGCAUAUUUUGCUAAGAAGUUUAAAAGAAAAUGGCAGUUGAAUUUUGAAAAACAAUGUGAUAAAACAUCUUUUAUGCUUUAAGUCAAUGUUCAUAAUAUAUUGACUCAGUAACUAUUACCUGCUCUAACAAAGCAUAAGAGAGUCUGAAUGAGCCAAAAACUAUAAUUUACCUGGAUAAUCAAAGUUACUUAACUCAUACAUAAUGUUAACUUUGUUUAUUUGUUAUGAAAGAAGUUCCAGCUUAUAUUAAUCACAUUUGUUUUGGCCAGGAAUGAAGGGAACAGUGAGUUUUAAUGUCGAGGGAAUUCAGAAUACCUGGAGAAAACCCACAUGGUCAGUCAGGUGACCCAAUACUUUUCACAUCUGAUAGGGGAAUCAAACCCCAGUCAUCUUGGUGACAAGUGAGUGUGUUAUUCACAGCACCACCUUACCACACAAACUAAACUCGAACUCUCGAAUAUAACUGAAUAAUUUACCCGGUUCUGACUGUUAUAAGUUACGCAAUUCAUAUACCAGUAUACGCUCACUACUAUCAGUAAAUAGAUACUGUAUUCAUAACAGUAUACACUUGUCACAUAACGAUAGGGAAGGUACUCGUGGAUUCCAGUUAUUGUCUAGACAAUUAUUAUUGAUUACUGCAUAUAUAUUAAUUUUAACUGAACUAUAUAUGAUGUCUUUAAAGUUCAUUUCAGUAAAUGUAAAGAUACAGUAUUCAUAAAAACAAUUACAAUAUAUAUAGAACUACAUGUAUGUUCAUUGUAUUUCAAGGCAUCAAAUCCAACAACUACCACCACCAGUAUUUUGACAUAUAUUUCAUUUCAGAAUAUUUUAUUGCAUACAUGUAGGUCUUACGUACAAUAAGAAUUGGGCACUAGGCAAAGCCUAUAAAACGGCCCUCCUUAUUUGAGAGAAGUUAUUUGUAAUAUAUUCACUGACAUACCGUAAACAUGUUUGUUUUAUUGGUUAUCACAGUUUUGAUUUUUUUUAUUAUAAGAUAACUGCAAAAUAAAAAUCCAAUCAUUUCUCCACUUUAAACAGUAAUGAGUGUUCCAUGUUAUCAUGUAAGAAGUGAGUCCUAGCUAAUGCAGAACACAAGUUUUCGUGAGCUUUCUAUUUGUUGUGAGAAGUAGGCACACCAGUACACUGAUGAGGUGUGUCACUGAAGAAUUAUUGCUGAUGUGCAGAAAUGCCAGUGUUUUAGGCGAACCUCAAAAAAAGGGAUGUUUUCAGUUUCCUUACUUAAUUUUUUUCAGUGAGAUAGUAGGUAGGGUGGGUUUUUUCAGAAAACUCACAUUUUCAAGUUUCGUUGAUAUUUUAGUAGGAAAAAAAAAAAUGUUUCCAAACCAAAGAUUUAAAACAAAAUGUGUGAGUAGGUGCCAUUUUUAGUGAGUUGGUCAGGAAGCUGCAAACAAGCAAUUUUUAAAGGAUGGCCUUAGUAUGUUUACAUUAUUGCCCUAGGAUAUGGUGCAUCUAUUAUCCCUUUCACCACUGUGGACCACAAUAGACUCAUCCAGAUAAGUGGAUGGUAGAGUCUUCUAAAGUUACUUAGGGGUGAAAGGGUUAUUAUAUAUUUAGCAAUAAACAUCUUUAAUGAUAUAUUGGAAUUUCAUAUAAACUGGAAUCCAUAUAUAUAAAUCUGCUCCCUUCACAACCAACCUACUCCGCCCUAUUUUGUGAUGAUGGCUGUUCCGUGGUGUUGUGAUUUAGACAGUGAGUUGUGAUAGGCUUACAUAAGCUGCUUUAACGUUAUGCCCUAUUUGGCACCUACAAGGUUGUACAUUUUCAUUUUUUUUUUAUUGUCAUUUUUAAGUUCAAUGUUUAAUUAAUAAUUGUUUUAAUUUUAUAUAGAUAUAUUAAAUGUGUAUUUGGUUUCUUUUGUCUGGCUUCUCCAGUACUUCUGUAUCAUUAUUUGUAUGUAUUCAUGUAUCCAUAUAUGUUUUUUAAGUUUUUAACUGCUGCUGCAUUGGAUUAAUAAUAAUACAGGUUAUAAAAGCGACUUCCCCCAGUCAGCUUAAUACUGUCUGAUGUUCAUGGUGGCCUAGGUAUGUUUGAUUGAUUGAUCAAGCUUGCUUGGUUGACACGAACAAAAUUCCUAAAACUUCAAAAUGCUUCCUGUUUAACUGUGAUAUCAAAAUGAAAAGACAGAAUGCCACUGUGACCUCAUAAAGACAUGACCUGAUUAAACUUACAUGAGAGUCUGUUGAAUCGUAAAGGGUGUGUGGGGUCUUCUUCUAUAGUACACAAAGGCUCCAUCAACACUAAUGAUUGUGCCUUCAGGAACCUGUGCACAGAGGCACGAAAAAAGGGAUUAUUUACAGUGAUUAAAUCAGUUUUAUUUUGUUUGUAACAUUUUAAUAAGUUACUUACAAUACAUUGUACAUGUAGUCAGAUGUUCAGCAUUAAUUUACAGGCUAUUGUAACAGCACAUGGAGGCUUUAUUAUCAGAAAAUCAGUAUAAUUAUUUAAAAUAUUUUUCAUAUUCAAAAAUUAAUCUACGGCAAAACUACUCAAAGUGUAUUAAUUUUAGCGUUAUUCCAAUGUUACCAGUUUUCGACAGUUUAGCUAAUUCAUGUCCAUAGCUAAAAUUAGACCAUGUAGCACCAGCUACACAAACUGUAAAAAAGAUUUUCCUGACUUUACCCUGUAUGUGUUAAAGUCUAUUGCUUAAACAAUAUUUGCGCUAGCCCUAACCACUUGGUUCUGCUAACAUUAGAGUGCGCUAAUAGAAGUACGCUUACAGUUUUAUCAUUACCUGACUUGGAAACUAAAAUGACAAACACUUUUCUUAAAUCACAUUAAGUUAAAUAGAUGAUUCAAUGUAUUUGGAAUAAUCUUUUAUUUAACCAGAUCGUAAUUCCCUUUAUGUACAGUACGCGGUGGUGAAUCUGAAGUAUUAUACAAGAAAAGGUUUUCUUAACAUUAAUUAUUGCCAUCACUGGUCCUAGUGGUCUCCCUUGUUUUGUGUUAGAACUCCCUUGUUUUGUGUUAGAACUCUGUAGCUUGUAUAUGACAUGUACAUUAAGUAUUAUUGUGUUCAUGGACUUACAUUAUGUACAUCAAAAUACUCAUUUAGCAUUUAAGUUUAUAAACUCAAUAUACUAGUCUCGAGGUACUUGUACAUGUAUAUGAAAUUAUUUCAAAGAAGAGUUAUCCAACACUUUUUAAAAAGGCAAUAUAUUUUUUUUUAAUCUCAAAGGAUGUUAUACAGCUGUGGGAACUGUAGCUCUAGGUCUGAUCGAUUUUUUUUUUGAUUUUUUUUGAUUUUUUAAUUUUACAUUAUCAGAGAUUAGCUGUAUGGUCAAAUAAUGUAAUAAAAAAUGGAAAUAAAAUAAAAUCAAUCAGACCUGGAGCUAUGGUUUCCGCAGCUAAAGAUGUUAAAUAUUGAAAUGUUUUAAAGCCGGUAAAGUAUUUUGAAAUAUUCAUCUAGAGUUUUAAAGCAAGGACAUAGGGUAUGAUAUAAAACAUCUAACAUUGCUGUAUACAUUGUUCAUGAUCAGCUGUGUCUAUAUUGUCUAAUACUCUUACAGUAAGUGUAUCAUAGUACUGAUCAAUAAACCAUCUCACAUUAA